This is a messenger RNA of Schizosaccharomyces osmophilus, 3258 nucleotides long. RefSeq names its product cytoplasmic P body 3'-5'-exoribonuclease, Dis3L2-related (gene sts5). Gene Ontology annotation, molecular function: 3'-5'-RNA exonuclease activity; RNA binding. Gene Ontology annotation, biological process: mRNA catabolic process. The transcript has a single exon. Lineage: Eukaryota; Fungi; Ascomycota; Schizosaccharomycetes; Schizosaccharomycetales; Schizosaccharomycetaceae. Gene Ontology annotation, cellular component: P-body; exosome (RNase complex). The record is from RefSeq and is a predicted model, not a curated record. Bases 1 to 3258 code for a protein of 1085 amino acids.
AUGGGUGAAGAGUUUCAAAAUGACUUUUCUUACAGGGUAAAUCCGUUGCUUCAGGAUUCGACCAAUUUACAGGCCAGCCCUAAUUUAAUCAAUAAUGCUAGUUCUGCUAGUAUGAACUCUCGUUUGGGCUCUGCUCAACCGGCUGUCUCUUCCGGCGCUUCUUCUUCCAUGAAUCGUCCAACCUGGCUCCCUUUGCAGCAACAUAUUCAUCAUUUACGUCAUACGAGCCUUUUGCCGGCCGUGGAGUCUUCUUUUGUUCAUGGUCAUGGCCAUGGUUCUGGUUCUGGUCACCGUCGAAGUGCUAGUGCUGGUAUUAAUGUGAACACUUCCAUGUCCAAUUCUUCUUCUUUUUCUCAUCCCUCUUCUGCAAAUUUUUACCCUCAAGUGACUCCAACCUCUUCUUUUUAUCCUUCUAGCGUCUUUUCCACACCACCAUCAUCUGCUGAUUCUUUCAAUGCUAGUCCUACGGUCUCCUCCAAAUAUAACUUGGCUCCAUCCAACGUCUCUCCCGUAUUACCGAACGUUGCUAAUAGUCCUCGUCGACAUAGUAAAAGUCACAGUGUAAAUACUGUCUCUUCUCCUGCCAUGUCAUCUUUACCUCCUUUAUCCUCACAUGCUUUGCCUUCCGUCCCCGUCAAAAACUCUCCUCUGCCGCCUUUGAAUUCCGUUCCUCCCUUGUUGCGCCCUCAACCUCGGAAUUUGGAUGGUCGGUGGCGCCCUUCGGCAUCUCAAAAUAACAGUCCCACGCAUUCUACCAACCCUUCCUUUUCCGGGAACAUUGUAAAUCAGCCUUCUUCCACUCUUCGUCCUGAUGGAGGAGGACACAGACAUCGACGGUCUACAGGAAGUUUGAGCGUCAAUUCUUCAAUACCAUCCUCGAAUAACUACCCGGUUGGUGGGCAUGGUAAUACUCGUAGAAACCUAUUUUCUCCUUACCUACCUCAGUCAUCAAUCCCGUCCUUGCUGGCUGAACAUCGCUUGAUAACCGGCGUGCUGAUUGUUAGCAAGAAAAACCGAUCUGAUGCUUUUGUCCAUGUGAACGGUUUAGAUGCAGAAGUUUUCAUUUGUGGCUCCAAGGAUAGAAAUCGUGCUCUGGAAGGAGAUGUUGUUGCCGUCGAACUCCUCGAUGUUGAAGAGGUAUGGGCCGGCAAACUUGAAAAAGAAGAAAAUCGGCGUCGUAAGGAUCCUAUUUCCUCUAGGGGUUCUUUAGACAACCUAGGAACUGAUUCCGUCCUAUUUGAAGUCCCUCAGCGAUCAGUAAUUAAGGCUCGUGAUGACGAGCAAGUAGAAGGCCAAACAUUAUUUCUGCUUGACCAAAAGCAGCUGAGUACUGAAGAAAAGCCCAGGUAUGCUGGCCAUGUCGUUGCAGUCUUGCAGCGGGCUCCGGGACAGGUGUUUUCUGGAUCUUUGGGCAUUUUGCGACCCAGCAGUGCUGCGAACAAAGAAAGACAAGGUUCUACUAAUGCAAGUCAAGGUCCCACAACAGUUUCUGGAGAGAAACCCAAGAUUGUCUGGUUCAAGCCUUCGGAUAAGCGUGUUCCUUUAAUUGCUAUACCAACUGAACAAGCACCUUCAGACUUUUUAGAAAAUGACCAAAAGUAUUCCGAUAGCCUCUUUUUAGCUUCUAUAAAGCGUUGGCCUGUAACUUCCCUGCAUCCUUUUGGAAUGCUCGUAGGUGAGCUUGGUCCAAUGAAUUAUAUCGAAUCACAAGUGGCUGCGCUCCUUCAUGAUACAGGUGCUCACACUGAGCCUUGGGAGGGUUCUGCCGCCGCUUCAGCGUCUUCUUCUUUAGAUGCAUUAUCGAAUGACUUUUUAAACAAUACGAAUCGAAGUGAUUAUCGCUCGGAAGAUGUCUUUUUGUUCACUGGUCAUAAGCGUCAUGACAACCCCGUUUACUCGGAUAACAACGUUGAUGAUUUUUCGAAUCCCUUUGUUUCUUCUGCUUUUCAUAUUCGCCCAACUGGCAAUGGCUAUCACGUCGGUAUUCACAUCACAGAUGUUUCACGCGUAAUUGAACCAGGAUCGCCGCUUGACCGUGAAUUGCAGCGUCGUGGUAAUACAGUAAGUUUAUGUCAACGAACUGUUCCCUUAUUUCCACCUGCCUUGGGAGAUGCCCUCACGUUAAAAGAAGGUAAAGAUUGCUACACAAUUUCGUUAUUGUUAGACGUCUCUUCUUCCGGAAAGAUCCGGGGCACUUGGGUGGGCUGGGCAGUUAUCCAUCCUCGAAAGACUUACUCUAUGGAAAAGGCGAAUGAACUUUUGGAAACUGAUCCUCGCUUGAAGUUGUUUAAUGCUGUUAGUUCUCGUAUUCGAGUUCAUCAUCUCGGCACUGAUAUUCCUUUGGAUCGGUAUUGCAAAUUGUUCCGACGAUGGGACGAAGAAAGUACCAGCUUUGAUCCCAAGCAGACGAAUCUUUUUGCGUCAUCACCGGUAGAGGUUUUGCGUGAAACUCUUCUAGAUGCCGCUAAUCGAGCUGUGGCUGCCCACUUACGAAGAGAAUUCCGCGACAACGCAUUUUUGAGAGUACAAAAAAUGCCAAGCCGUGAAAAUUGUCGAAUGUUGCAGAGUAUGGCUGUUCAAAUGGGUUGUGUAUUAGAUCUUUCAAGUCCGAAAUCAUUGCUGCGAUCAUUAUGCUUGAUUGAUGAUGAUACAAUUCGUAACAUACUCCAACUUUGCUACUAUAAGAUCACACCUCGAGCAGUGUACGAAAUGCCUAAGUACCGCCCCAAUAUAACUAUGAACAUGCUGAAUAUGACAUUGGAUGAUGAGACAGAUGAUUUGACUCAUUUCACUGAACCACUUGAUAGAUAUGCUGAUUUAGUUGUACAUUAUCAGCUGCAAUUACUAUUACAAGGAGAAAAUGCGUCAGAAAAGCGUCUACGUGUUUGGUCUCAAGCAGCAAAUGAUAUCAGUCGUCGACUUGUGAUAAGCAAAUUCGCACAAGAAACUAGUGUGCAUGUCAAGAUAUUCAGUGAAUGGAUAGAGAAGCAUCAACCUUGGCAGGAUGGUGUUGUGUGCUUCAUUGCUCCUUCAUACUUCGAUGUAUUUUUCCCUGGUCUGGGGAUGGAGAAGCGUGUUCAUUUGGAUCUAUUAAACUUAAUUCACGUUCGUUAUGAAGAGGACCAGGGUGUACUAUCGUUGUAUAGUGAAGAUGGAGCGGUGAAGGUUGUAAAAUUGCUAUGUCCCGUUCGGGUGAAGUUAUUUACUCAACUUUCAACUCCUCCUUUGAUAAAUGUCUCUAAAGCGGAAUUCAAUUAG